Molecule: messenger RNA, 639 nt
Organism: Medicago truncatula (barrel medic)
Lineage: Eukaryota; Viridiplantae; Streptophyta; Magnoliopsida; Fabales; Fabaceae
Product: NDR1/HIN1-like protein 13
Exons: 1
Coding region: 1-639 (212 amino acids)
Biological process (GO): defense response to other organism
Cellular component (GO): plasma membrane
Source: RefSeq, a predicted model, not a curated record
AUGGAUGAUCAAUUUUACACCAGCAACACUCAACCCAAAAGCCGUUGGAUCCGGUAUUGUUGUGGUCUAUGUGGGAUUAUCGGCCUCAUUUUAUCUCUGAUUGUGCUCCUUCUCCUUAUAGGAGGCACUUUAUACUUGAUUUACCGACCUGAAGCACCUAAAUUCGCAAUUGAUAACGUCUCUGUCAAGGGAAUGAGCCUCACGUCUUUGUCUUCUAUUUCACCGGAGGUUGACGUCUCCAUUAAGGCUGAUAAUGUCAACAAGAUUGGAAUCUACUAUGAGAAAAAUAACACUGUUGAAAUGUUUUACAAAGAUGAUCAAAUCGGUAACGGCUUGUUGCCCACAUUUUAUCAGCCGAAAAAUAAUGUGACAGCGUUUAACAUGGUGUUAAAUGGUAACAACGUUGUACUACCGGAUGCUGAUCAGAAAGCAUUGGUGAAUGAUAUUGCGGUACGGAACGUGACCUUAACAUUGAAACUGAAGACAAGACUGAGAUUCAAAGUUGGAUUUAUUAAUAUGGGGAAGGUCGAAUUUAUGAUUGAAUGUAAUAUGACGGUUGAUGAGUUAACCGAGCAGGCGAAGAUUGUUGACAAGAAUUGUUGGAAGAAAAAUUAUAAUUACUUGUUUGGAAGAUAUUAA